Messenger RNA from Acanthoscelides obtectus, 234 nucleotides. The record is from the annotation of a GenBank genome assembly. NCBI's taxonomy places the organism in Eukaryota, Metazoa, Arthropoda, Insecta, Coleoptera, Chrysomelidae.
AUGAGAUAUGUGAAAUGUUCAGGUUUUAUAAGUGUACCUACUAAGCAACCAGAUAAUAAGGAAGUAGUGGUAGCAGUAGUAGUAAUAGCAGUAGUAGUAGUAGUAGUAGUAGUAGUAGUAGUAGUAGUAGUUCUGGUAGUACUUAGUGAUAGUAGGGCUAGUAGUAGAUCAUUACAGGUACGAGAUAAGAUGCUGAGGAGGAGACAUCAUGAAUGCGCUAAGUUAUCUACGUAA